Solenopsis invicta (red fire ant) is the source of this 585-nucleotide messenger RNA. Its product is annotated as lysine-rich arabinogalactan protein 19-like. The transcript has a single exon. The record is from RefSeq and is a predicted model, not a curated record. Bases 1 to 585 code for a protein of 194 amino acids. NCBI's taxonomy places the organism in Eukaryota, Metazoa, Arthropoda, Insecta, Hymenoptera, Formicidae.
AUGGAACAACUGGACGCACUGCUCAUCGAGCCAGCCAACGACGAGGAGUUCGAGGCGUUGUGGUCCCAAGUUAUGACCAUGGCACCUCAACGCUCAGACCUCUUCCCGACGACGUCAACAGCCGCGCCGCUACUUGCUGCCGGGUCAGACCGCAAGACCAGCCUACCAGGCGGAGGGCUUCCGACGACCGGACUCCGGAGAACUCGGGGCAUCAACAUGCGCAUACCCCCAUGCACCUCCCGCGCACUUAUCGAGGAGGCCAGGAAGACAGGUCCCCGCCAAUGCUUUGUCCGGGCCGCAUCGGCGCCAAAGAGAGACGCCCCGGUGAUAGGGGUACGCGUGCAGCGGUCAUCCGCCACCAACGCCAGGAAGCUCGCGGCGCUCAUAGCCGAACCACCAUUGCCAAGCAAGGCGCCGCGACGACCAAUACGACCGACGGAGAAAACGGCUAGAGCCUCGGUGAACCUUCCACCGCCCACCGUCGCUCCGGCCGCACCGACAACCGCCACGAUCCACCGCACACCGUCUCAGCGGCCAACGACACCCAAGGUCCCACCGCGCGUACCGAGGCCGACAGGACACUAG